UGCUCUUUAUCUGGAUCUACUCCACGUAUUUUCAGCGGCCACGUCACGGAGGGGGAAGAAACGGAUUCCUGAACGCUGUGCGAAUUUCCUGCACAUCCUCACAUUCAAGCGCGCGGACCGAGACGUAGCGCCUUUCUCGUUAUACCUUUCUUCAACACACAAAAUCGGCUUUCUUCCUCGCAAAAUGAUGUUUCGUUGUUUACCCGCUGUGGUUUUCCUCCUGGCUGUAAUGUGCUGUCAUGCCGAGGAGACACAGAGCAAAUCAAAGGUGUGUGCUAAUGUUUUCUGUGGUGCUGGAAGAGAAUGUGCAGUGAAUGAGAAGGGAGAGCCCAGCUGUCUGUGUAUUGAGCAAUGUAAGCCCCAUAAGCGCUCUGUAUGUGGCAGUAAUGGAAAGACUUACCGCAACCAUUGCGAGCUACACCGUGAUGCCUGCCUCACUGGACUCAAAAUCCAGGUGGCCCAUGAUGGACACUGCAAAGAGAAGAAACAGGAGAAGGCUGCCGCCAGUCCAGUUGUGUGUUACGUUGCUGAUCGUAAUGAGCUGCGCAGACGUGUGAUCGACUGGCUGCAGAUGGAGGUUGUUCCAGAUGGCUGGUUCACUAAGGGUUCGAACUUUACUGAUAUCCUUCUCAAGUACUUCAAGAAUUAUGAUAAUGGCGACUCUCAGAUGGAUUCUGCCGAGCUGCUCAAGUUCAUUCAACACAAUGACAGCGCUGUUCAGAUGAACUCUUAUGCAGAAGAGGAGAACAACCGCCUGCUCAGGAGCCUUUGUGUGGAUGCUCUUAUUGAGCUCUCAGAUGAGAAUGCUGACUGGAAGCUCAGCUUUGAUGAAUUCCUCAACUGUUUAAAACCAGGCUUCAAUCCACCUGAGAAGAAAUGCGCUCUGGAAGACGAAACCUUUGAGGAUGGAGCCGAGACCCAGGUGGACUGCAACCUUUGCGUCUGCGCAUGUGGAAACUGGGUCUGCACUGCCAUGACUUGUGAUGAGAAAACCCCAGCUAUAGAGACAGAUGGAGGUCAGGAGAUGACAGAGGAGGAGUGGACCCGCCGUGUGGCUGAACUCAACAAGCAUCAGGACACUGUUGAGAAGAUGAAAACCAGCACAAAAGAGGUCUAAACCAGGAUAGAGAGACGCGGAGAUUCCUCUCCUACUGACCACAAUCAGGACUCCUAAGAUACCGUACUGUUAAUGGAAGAAUCACGUGGUUUUCCAUGAAUAGGUUAUUUCUUAUUACUUUCAUUACUAGCCGUACUGCAUCUACUCUGUAAUUAAGGUGUUUUUAUGAUACGGUUGUACUUUUGUCCGUAUUUUAUUAGCUUUUUUAUACCAUUUUGUAUGUUUUUGUAUGUCUUCAAGUGCUGUAAUUUGUUUGAUCGUCACUCCAAACUUUGCAGAGGAGGCCUCAGCACUUUGUUUUGGGGGUCCCUAUUGUAUUCACUUGUUUUAUGUGUUAUUAUUUUACCAUUUAUUUGUUUGUCUAUCUACAGUUAUAUGUGGAAAUGUGUUGUUUGUGAUUGAGACAAUGGCAAUAGAAGAUGAGAAAUGAAAAGGGUGAGAGAGUGAUUUUGGGAGAGAAGGACAACUAAAGACAGUCAUAGUCUUGAGACCUUUCAUAAAGGUGCUAAUGUUAGUAUUCAUCUGUUUCGCUGCUUUGCCCUGUCGCUUUAGAUGGUAGAUGAUGCUACAGUAAGUAGGACAUGUAGAAAGCAUUUAGUACUUUUGAAAGUGUAAGUUCUGUGCAUCAGCUUCACCAAAUUAAUGAUUAUGUUAUUACAGGUUUCUCACACACUCCCACCAUCUGGCAUUGGUCAUAAAACCAAUAGUCCUUCCCCAAUAUCACAUCAUUGGUUCAGCCAGGGUUGCUGCAAGUGGCUGAGAGCUCAAACAAAAUGUUUUGAUGGCACCACAGUGUUAACACUUUCUGUGGAUAUCAAAUGACUUACCUCGCAGUCUCCAGAUAUGCAGCUGGAAUAGUAAAGAAAUUUUAAAUAUUGAACAUUUCAGCUUUAAUACCAUUAUAAAUGAUAAAACCUUGACAACUGUGCUAUAAGGAAGUCACUGAAUUAGAAUAGAUAUAGAAUAGAGCUAAGCUUGAGGUUAUAUUUAUUUUAAUUUUUAAUGCUAAAACUCUCAGACUAUGAUCAGUCCCACUUUGAUUUUCUUAUAGUUUAAAAUGAACAGGCAGACGCAUAAGAAAUAAUGGAGUCAGAUUCAUGACUCAGCUUGGGUUGUUUUAUUAAUCUAGCAUUCACACAGGUGGGACUGAGUACAGACAAGAGUAAUCUAAAACCAAAGCCUGAUGUUUAAUGUUGUACGAAAAUCUCCAGGUGUACCACUACUCUGGACCCAGCAACUACUUUAUACCUGGUACAUAAAAGACAUGUCAGAAUAGAGAUUAGAUCUGCUUUCGCCUCUUGUAGUGUAGUUGCAUUCUUUACAGAAUUGAGUGUGUAUGUGUGUGAAAAUAUUUUUUUGUGUGUUUAGCUUUUUUAGUUCAAUUUCCUCUAAAUUCCACUAACAGUAUGAAUCCUUUGUGGUAAAGAGUGCCUUAAUUAUACAAACAGGGUGCCAUUGAUAAAGUGGCUUUCUCUGUAGUGCACAUAAAAUUUUCAGUAUUAUAGUAGACACCUAUCGAUUGUCUUUUGUAUGUCUGUAUUCUUGUCUUAUUCAAUGGGGCAGAAUGAAACCUUCUGCUCAGUUUUAGUCAUAUUACUUCUGCGUACUAAUAAUAAUGUUUAAAUAAAAAAAUAAAAGGUAUCCUCAUUUGUUUAA
Messenger RNA from Misgurnus anguillicaudatus (oriental weatherfish), 2773 nucleotides. The record is from RefSeq and is a predicted model, not a curated record. Lineage: Eukaryota; Metazoa; Chordata; Actinopteri; Cypriniformes; Cobitidae.